This is a messenger RNA of Pyrenophora tritici-repentis Pt-1C-BFP, 1248 nucleotides long. The record is from RefSeq and is a predicted model, not a curated record. NCBI's taxonomy places the organism in Eukaryota, Fungi, Ascomycota, Dothideomycetes, Pleosporales, Pleosporaceae.
AUGGCUGCUAGCAUCGACUAUACUUGGGCCAGUUAUUGCUGGGGCCGGCCCCACUUGACAGAUCAUCUAGAUAGGAAGAUCCCAGAUUCAUGGCGAAGAGACUUUCCGUCUUUUGUCAUCGGUUACAAACUUUCUCGCCGCGGGAAGAAGCCAGAUGAGGAACGCAUCUGGCUCUGGGAGAACAGUGAACAGGUUGUUGAGGCGUAUGUAGGAUCAGGGAAACAUUGGUAUGGUCAGUAUCAGAAGACACGACCACCGGUCUCGCCGCCCUUGAAUUCGGUUCACGCUGCAAACGCGCACUUACGUGAUAAGAUCAUAAAAUACCCACCAGCUACUCUAGGAGAUCCGGAUGAAGUCCAGAGAGUGCUAGGUGCCCAGUAUAGCGGCAACUUACGUUGGAUGUUCCACUCCACGAUUUUCCAGAAUGGGCAUGUUGAGAAUUACCAGCGCAUCGUCCAUCUUUUUGUGGGCGUCGAUGAGCUCGAUCACAUCCAAAAGCGAAUCAUUGUAAAAGUACAAGGCGAGAGAACAGAAAAAUCGCUUUUAGACACUAUGCAACCUGAAAUCGAUCUGCACCAAAGGCUCACUACGAAGGGAUGUCGCCAUAUCGUAGACUUCUAUGCAGCUUCCUAUCGCAUACGAAGAAUACCCCCUAUACUGGGCUAUGUGUACAUGGAGUACGCACCCUUCGGCGACCUACAUGACCUUGUGGACAAGCAUCACUCGAGGAAGGAAAAGUACCCUGACGCACGUAGUAAGAAGGACGAACUUGGGGCCUGGAUAACUGCUUUUCGAGGUACGACGGGCUGGAAUCCACCUGAAGCAUACGCAACGUCGUGGAAGGAAUACGAGAACGAAGCUAUUAAUGGCCGCACGGACAUAUGGCAGGUUGGCCUCGUCAUGCUAAACCUAAUGGAAGGCCAGGCGAGAGUUCUCAAUGAAAAGCACAAGGUUGGUCGCAAUAUGCAACAUGCCACAGAGUACAAGCGCACGUAUUCCUAUGCACUCGAGCGACUAGCGUUUGAUUGCCUCACAAUGGAUCCGAAGAGGCGCCCAACAGUAGGGAAUAUCCUGUACAGAACGAGGGUUGGAAGGAAGGCCUGGGAGCAGGCGUAUGGGAAUAUGAACGUGCCGGAUGCAGACGUGCUGGAGAGGUUUCGGAUGACUUGGAGCAAGGAUCCGAUUGAAGAGGGUACGCAAUGGAUCCCAAGGAAGAGGAGGAGGAGGAGGACUGAAGAGGAUGAAUAA